Molecule: messenger RNA, 1767 nt
Organism: Habropoda laboriosa
Lineage: Eukaryota; Metazoa; Arthropoda; Insecta; Hymenoptera; Apidae
Exons: 3
Coding region: 1-1767 (588 amino acids)
Source: RefSeq, a predicted model, not a curated record
AUGCAUUACCCUCUACACAUAACGCUGCUCUGCACGAGUCUCUGGAUCCUUCAGGACGACGUGAACGCGGCGAAAAGCGGAAUAAGCGCCGAGGUGCUGACGUCGUUCGCCAAGAACGUCGCGUCGGUCCUAUCAACGACUUUGCUAGGCGAGUCCCAAGAUCCACCAACGAAUCAAUCCUCGAUCAACGUUCUGAAAGCAAGGAUCCAGGAAGCGAGAUCCUCCUCAGAGCAAGGCCACGUUCAGCCGCAGGGUUCACAGAUCUCGCCGAAGGCUCCGUUCAGUCGUUCCUCCCGGUUUACACGCGAGCCUGCUCCUUCGAACGAGGGAAAAGGGGCAUUCCAGGACGCUUACAUAACCAACACGCCUCUCUACGCCAAGUAUUACAAUUCCGAGUCGUACAGUCCGGUCGAAUUCACGUUGAACAGCAACUCGCAGGCUCGUCAUAAUCAGGUCAACGUUGGCGCACCUGAGAACGCGAACACCGGAGACAAUUCCAUCGACGCGGACAUCAAUGCAGCCUCCCUUCGCUAUUCCAAUCAGUACCGUCAUCCUCCCGAGCCUAUUCACCAGUUACCAAACUCCAAUCACUAUCCAGAAUUCGCCGGUCAAUCUCGUUAUCAACACCUCCAGCCUCGGACACUUGUUGCUUCCGAGCAAGCUUCGAUAGUCCAAGGGAUCAACGAAAAUAGGAACGAGAUUGGUCAGACCGCUAGGAUAACUCGCAGACCGUAUCAUAAUCUGCAGUACCAGGGUCCUUUCCAUUCACCGUACCAUUCGAGCUUUCACAGUCAUCCAGAGUUCUAUUAUCCUCGUGGAAGACCGAUCGAAGGAGAGGGACAACCGGUGACUCCAAGUUCUGGACAGGAGGAAAGUAAUCCAGGUAGACUGGUCGAAGACCAGAAUCAAGGGCAAACGGCGUUUGCUGGGUACGAUUAUGGUCCUCGUUUUCAUUACACGCCACCUUAUCACGGUGGUUUCUAUCACGGGUAUCCUGGAUUUCAUCCGCACCCCUACAAUGGUUCCUUUAAUUAUGGUAAUCCUGAACAAGGUGCAGGUAACGGUACAGGUGAGCCAGGACAGCAUGGUCCGCCAUUUUUCAAUGGUAACAGGUUUGGUCCUUAUGGACCUUAUGGACCUUAUGGACCUUAUGGUUAUCAACAGCCUUAUUACCCUAAUUAUUAUGGCGAUGGAAGACCUGUGCAACCUCAGAAUCCACCUGAGAAUCAGGGAAAUCCUGAGCAAGUAGUGACGCCGGAAAAUGGACAGGGUGAGGUUAAUGGCACUGGGAAUCGCGAUCCUUAUGGUUUCCCACAUGGUCCACACGGUCCACAUGGUCCUUAUUACGGAGGAUUUAAUUUUCCAGGGUAUCCUUUAGUUUUACCUUAUCAUCGUUUCGGUUACGGAUUUCACGAUAAUAUUUUCCCGAAAAUUAAAAGUGCUCCUUAUUUGAAUUUUUACCCCGGGGGUUACCAUAAUUUCCCUUUGGCUCCUUGGUACCCACACGGUGGUUUUUAUCCGUACAAUAAUCGACCGGUGGCGAUGCCUGAGAAACCCAUGCAGGUUGACAAGGUUACUAAUGAUAAUCCUGAGGCUGCUGGACCGCCUGCAAACGAAGCUGAAGUGCUGUCCGAGAGCAAAUCGGAGGCUUUUCGGUCCUCCGGAUUAAAUCAGCAGGGUGAAACUCUCUUUCCUGGGUUUGUUACCAAAGAAAGUAAGAAAGUAGCGCGCCAAAUGGCGAACCAAUUGGCUUGUUGCAACAAGUAG